Molecule: messenger RNA, 255 nt
Organism: Prunus armeniaca (apricot)
Lineage: Eukaryota; Viridiplantae; Streptophyta; Magnoliopsida; Rosales; Rosaceae
Source: the annotation of a GenBank genome assembly
AUGACAAGAGGUCGGCUUUACAUUGAUCUCGGUGGGUGGACUGGAUCACAUACUCCGUCAGAUCCGACGUGGUUUGGGCCCCACACAUGGAUGAUUCGGACAAACAUUCGGGUUUGGUUCCAGUCUGCCUGCUGCGGAGUGCGGCAGCUUCUUUUAUUGUCGAAGCUGCUCAGUGGAGGCUUAUUAGCCAUACUGUCUUCUGCUGCCCCGCAAGUUGGGUGGACGAGUGGAUGGAUGCUGACACAGAAAUCAUAA